Molecule: messenger RNA, 3327 nt
Organism: Leucoraja erinaceus (little skate)
Lineage: Eukaryota; Metazoa; Chordata; Chondrichthyes; Rajiformes; Rajidae
Gene: rgs20
Product: regulator of G protein signaling 20
Exons: 5
Coding region: 1469-2125 (218 amino acids)
Source: RefSeq, a predicted model, not a curated record
AACCCGGUAUAUAGACUCUCCUCACCAUUCACACAGUGCCAGAUUGUUCUCAGCAUUCAUGCAAGACUCUCCAGCGAUUUCCCGACUGCCUACACGGAUUCGAACCUGCCCGCCCCUGACCAUUCCAUCCUUUCGUCUGUCCCUCGCUGGUUUGUUUGCAUUGUGUGUUGGAUCUCCUAGUUACCGGACCUUCCGCUACCCCGACUUCGUCCCCUGCCUGCCCCUCUUCGAAACCCUUGCUCAAUCCUGAGCCUCUGUGUGAGUACGGUGUACCCAUUCCUGUGUUACUACUCUGUGCUGCUAUUGGGUCCAAGCUAUACCCGUUACAAGAUGGGGAGAAACAGCAUAAACAAAAAUCAUUCUAGGAGGGUAAGAGGAGAAACAGUUAACACCAACUCUAUUUCUCUUUCGACGGGUGCUAUCCGAUAUGCUGAAUUUACUGUUUUCUUUCAAAUUUCCGGCAAACGUAUUUUGUUUUACAUAGGUAGAGAAUUACCUGACUGUGGUGAAAGUGGGGGGGAAAGGGAAAGGUGUAUAUGAAUAUGUGCGACUGUAUAGCACAUUUGUGUGUCUCUCAAUUGUUAACGCCCGGUAGAAAAAAAACCUUUGCACAGCGCACGUUCUAAUCAAACAAUAAUCCCUGGAAAUAUACAGUGAUAGUUUGAUGGUUUGAAUGGGUGAAGUGUUUUUUGCUGAGAACAGAACGUGAGAAAGCUAUUUUUUUUUUAAUCCAAUGCUACAGGUUCCACUCAGUAUUAAUAACGAUCAGCGAUCAAAAGGCGCUGCCAGGCAACGGCUCAGCAGUACCUAGUCCCCAUAUUUCUUGAUGUGAUAUUUCUGAGUCUAAACAAAUAGCGAUUCCUCCGCUGGAGCCGCCGGCCAUUGGUCAAUGGGAAUUUCAAUCCGUUCAACCCCCGGCUAACAAAUUUAUAAAUUAAAAAAAAUAAAAACAAAGCAAUCGUCUUCCCGAACAAUACACCAUUCAUUUCCACGCUGCGGUUUUAGACUCGAGCAUGUUUAAAAUAUAAUGUUGGUAAAUUAUUAUUGAUUGAUCGCCCAGCUGUUGCAAUAUUGACAUAUAGCUGGGGCUCGAAUUGGUAAUGUGUUCACUCUGCAGAUACGGAAGGGCUCCUUGGGUAUGUACUUUGCUGGGAGAUUCUGCUGGAGAAUAAGGGGAGGUGAGAGGAACAGCUUUCUCUGGAUAUGGCGAACUCGUGGGCAAUAACGCUCGCUCUCGUCCCAUUUCACCCAACGACGCAUUAUUGCCGGAUGCUCUGACCUUUCUCCGGUGCCAUCCCCAUUCUAAAAAUAUUGUCUUUUACAAAAGAAAACGGGAAAGGUGCCUUACUGGAGUGAUAUCCCGUGUUCAUUGACACCGACGAGUGAACGUAAAGAAAAAUCCGUAAACUGAAAGCGAAUUCAUGUGCUGAGCGUUUUCGCCCAGUGAUAGGACAUCAAACCAGUGCCCAUGGGAUCGGAGCGGAUGGAGAUGCGUAAGCGGCAGACAUCGGUGCAGCAGGAAAUGCCGGGCUCGACACAACCGCAGCAGGGCGCUGGGAACCGGGGCUCCAAUGCAUGCUGUUUCUGCUGGUGCUGCUGCUGCAGUUGCUCAUGUCUUACUGUUAGGAAUGAAGAUGACGAAAGAGCAAGAAGGAUGUCUCAGGAAGCCAGAGGAGAAGGCCAGCCAAACUGUGAAGAAAGUCCAAAGCCAACACUUGAAGAAGUGGAGUCCUGGGGACAGUCUUUUGACAAGUUAAUGAAAAGCCCUGCAGGAAGAAAUGCAUUCCGAGGGUUUUUACGAACAGAGUACAGUGAGGAAAAUAUGUUGUUCUGGCUGGCUUGUGAGGACCUUAAAAAUGAAGUCAACAAUCUUCUUGUUAAGGAGAAGGCAAGAUUAAUAUAUGAGGAUUAUAUAUCCAUCCUUUCACCAAAAGAGGUCAGCCUUGAUUCCAGAGUCCGCGAGGUCAUCAACAGAAAUAUGCUUGAACCUACCCCUCAUACAUUUGAUGAUGCACAGCUUCAGAUUUACACAUUAAUGCACAGAGACUCUUAUCCAAGAUUUAUGAACUCUGCAGUCUACAAAACCCUGCUUCAAUCCUUAAUUGAUACAUCGUCAGAACCUUAAAGCCUUCCCGACUUUGUUUCUGAAAAUAAAAUAAUGAAAUGUCUGUGGGCUAUUAUUACUCGCAGGGACACUGGAGCUAUUUGAUCUUCACCAGAAAGUAAUACUCAGGCAAAUUUUACUAAGGAUUUUAAUGUCUAUCUGCAGAGGGCUCUGAACACAGGCCAAAACACAGCUUCAGAUCAACACAGCAAGAUUCUCCAAAGGAUGACUGAUGAAAUGUUAGUCGUUUUAAAAAGCCUGUAGUUGUAUUUUUUACAUGAAAAAUUAUUAACAUGUACUCAAAGACAAGAGUUUGUAUGUGGAAGUGCCUUGAUGUUCCUCUAAUGACAUCGUCACCAGAGCGACAUAUGCUACAAUACGGUUUAAAAGUCUCCUACCAUUGAACAUUAUGAUAAUGAUGCCACAACCACAUUGGGCAGUACUUCCACUUGUCUUGGAGUAUAUUAUACUUGAUAUAUGUAAACAUAAUGCUGAUGGAAACUAAAUGGAUCAACUUCAAGUAUCGAAGCCAAUGGUUUGAAAAACUACUGAAAUACUGCCUAUAAAGCAUGUUGCAAGACCUCUAUUAUUUUAAUAUAUUUUUCUUCAAAUGCAAUUUUUUUCAUUAUGAUUUGUGAAUACUUAUAAAAAUUAAUUUCACAAAUUUAUUACUUGUUUUAUUUUGCAAAUGGAAAACAGACAAAAUGUGGGCAUUUCAAUUAUUUUCAAAAAAUAAAGCACAAAUAAUUUUAAUUUACAAUUGUUUAGUGAUCUGUCAAAACUGAAUUAGUGUAUACAAUGUGAUUAAAAUCUUUUAAAAAGUAAUAUUUUGUUUAUAUAUUGUACACGGCAUAAAACAUUUCUACGAUUGUACAGAAUCACCCACCUCUUCUUGGGAGAAAAAUCCUUUCCCCACAUUUUGCAAGGUUCAUUCCUCCAUUUAGAUGAUUUGAAUGUAGUAUUGAUAGAAGUGUUGAUAGUGUGCGGUGGUGCAGGGAGUAGUGUAGGAAAAAUGUUCCCAAUGUUGGGGGAAUCCAGAACGAUGGGCCGCAGUCUAAGAAUAAAGGGGAGGCCAUUUAAUACUGAGGUGAGAAAAUACGUUUUCACCCAGAGAGUUGUGAAUUUGUGGAAUUCCCUGCCACAGAAGGCAGUAGAGUCCAAUUCACAAGAUAAAUUUAAAAGAGAGUUAGAUAGAGCUCUAGGGGCUAGCGGAAUCAAGGGAU